AUGGCGCCGAUGCCCGACGACGACAGCCCGCUCCUCUACACGGAGCGCAUUUCGCAAUUCGUCGCGCUCCCACCCGCGGCGCUCGCAACACCGCUCCCCGCCCUCUGCGCCUCGGUCCUCUCCCCACUGCUCCUCUCCUACCUGGCGCCCGCGCACGGCGUGGUGCUCGCGUACGAGGACGUCGCGCUCUCCUCGUCGCCGCCCGGCCCGACCAGCCCCGCCGCCUCGCAGCCCGCCACAGCGCCCGAGACGGUCAUGCUGCGCCACGUCGACGAAUACGCCAGCCCGUUCCUCUGGGUGACGGCGACGUUCCUCGUCUGGCGCCCCCGGCCCAACAGGUUCAUCACCGGCCGCGUCUCCCACCAGAGCAAAACGCACUUGACCCUCUCGUGCCUGAAUCUGUUCCCCGUCUCGAUCCUCGCGACGCACUUGCCGCAGGGCUGGACGUUUGCGCAGCGCGACGCAACGGCGGCGGCGGCGGCGGCAGCGGGGGCGAACGACGGACGGCUGGCGGACGAGGGGGGCGUGUGGGUGGAUCAGGAUGGGGAGGAGGUGGGUGGGGAUCUGAGGGUGCGGCUUUUGGAUUUCGAUGCCAGGACGGAUGGCAAGUCCAGGGGCAAGGGACUGCGGCUUGAGGCCAGCUUGUUGAGCGAGGACGAGGAGAAGAGGAGGAGGGAGAAGGGCAAGGCCAAGGGCAAGGCCAAGCGGGGGAUUCUCAAGGCGCAGGCUAGCCAGGAAGCGGAUGUUGAGUAG
This is a messenger RNA of Ascochyta rabiei, 753 nucleotides long. RefSeq lists its product as uncharacterized. Gene Ontology annotation, biological process: DNA-templated transcription initiation. The transcript has a single exon. Bases 1 to 753 code for a protein of 250 amino acids. Gene Ontology annotation, cellular component: RNA polymerase I complex. Lineage: Eukaryota; Fungi; Ascomycota; Dothideomycetes; Pleosporales; Didymellaceae. The record is from RefSeq and is a predicted model, not a curated record.